CUGAGUGCUGGGCUUAAGGGGGAGCGGAGCACAAGGGCCCAGUUUGGCUUUAAGAAACAUCCAUAUUUUCACACAUGGCUCUGUAGCACAAACACAACACACAUUUUUGUGGAUUGUGGAAGGGACCAGUUUUUAUUUAAAGUCGCCCGUUUUUUUGUCCAGCGGGCGCUCACCAUGGAGAUGCAAAGGUGGUCCACCAGGUGGAAAACGAAAAGGUGGCUUUGGGAUUCAACGCUAACCACUGUGGUCACGUUAACUUUACUUCUGCAGGCUGCCACCGUCAGAGCAGCUGAACCAGUGGAUGUACUCAAGGUGCUAGACUUCCAGAGCUCCCCUGAAGGAGUACGGAAAACAACAGGCUUCUGCACAGUCCGGAGAGGAUCCAAACCUGACAUUGCAUACCGAGUGGGGAAACGGGCCCAAAUCAGUGCUCCAACCAAACAACUCUUCCCAGGGGGAGUGUUCCCUGAGGAUUUCUCCAUCCUGUUUACCAUCAAGCCCAAGACUGGCCUCCAGUCCUUCCUGCUGUCUGUGUACAACCAGCAGGGCAUUCAGCAGCUGGGUGUGGAAGUCGGCCGUGCCCCCGUGUUCCUUUAUGAGGACCAACAUGGCAAGCCUGCCCAUGAGGAAUACCCCCUGUUUCGCUCCAUCAACCUCGCCGAUGGCAAAUGGCAUCGUGUAGCCAUCAGUGUGGAGAAGAAGAGCGUCACCAUCAUUGUGGACUGUAAGAAGAAGCUGACCAGGCCGCUUGCAAGAAGUGACCAGGCUGUUAUCAACACAGAGGGCAUCACUGUCUUUGGCACCAGAAUUCUGGAUGAGGAAGUCUUUGAGGGUGACAUCCAGCAGCUGCUUAUCGUGGCAGACCCCAGGGCAGCCUAUGACUACUGUGAACACUACAGCCCUGACUGUGAAACGCCCAACCACCACGACACUCCCCAGGCUCAGGAACCUGAGGAAGAGUACACUAACUAUGACUAUGGUGAGUUCUAUGACUACAGUGAAGGGGAGGUAGCCACUGAUGCUCCCCCAACUGAAGGAGCCAAGACUGAGACAAAUGUGGGUGAGGAGUACUACACAGGCGAGUAUGAUUACAGCACAGUCACCGGCAAUCAGCCUGAAACCCCCACUGAGUCUACAGGAACAGGCCAGAAUUACGAAGAGGAAAUAGUGGAUGAUUACAUCACCGGCGUGGAACAGGUUGGGGUGGACCCCACCGUUGCCGUGGAAACUGCUGCCCCUGUGGACACCGCUAAGAAAGUGGACCCUGGCGCUGAAGAAUAUGACUUUAAGGAAUACGACCUGAAGGAGUAUGACACCAAGGAGUUUGACAAUAAGCAGUACGAAUACGGUGAAUAUGGCACUUAUGACACGACUGACGCCAAGCCUACAGAAUCGGCAUAUGAGGAAGAGUUUGGCCCUGGUGUUCCUGCGGAGACAGACUUCAGAGAGAGCAAUGUGGGCGGAGGUUACCCGGGAGAGAAAGGAGAGAAGGGUGAGCCUGCUGUCAUUGAGCCAGGAAUGCUUAUAGAAGGACCCCAAGGAGCCCCCGGCCAAGCAGGUCUCCCUGGUACCCCAGGCUUGCAGGGUCCCCCAGGUACCCCAGGAGAUCCUGGUGAGAGGGGUCCUCCAGGACGUCCUGGUCUUCCUGGUUCAGACGGUGUUCCUGGUCCUCCAGGUACCAUUCUGAUGCUGCCAUUCCGUGCAGGAGGAGAGGCACACAAGGGACCUGUGGUUUCUGCCCAGGAAGCCCAAGCUCAGGCUAUCUUGUCUCAGGCUAGGCUGGCCAUGAGAGGUCCUCCAGGGCCAAUGGGCAUGACAGGAAGAUCUGGGCCUGUGGGAGGUCCUGGUUCUCCUGGACUUAAAGGUGACAGUGGAGAUUCUGGACCACAGGGACCCAGAGGUCUUCAGGGUCCUUCUGGCCCAUCAGGGAAAGCAGGAAAGAGGGGUCGUAAUGGAGCCGACGGUGCCCGAGGAAUGCCAGGAGAGGCAGGAGCCAAGGGCGACCGUGGUUUUGACGGCCUCCCUGGUCUUCCUGGAGAGAAGGGACAUAGAGGAGAGCAGGGUCCCACAGGUCCUCCAGGCCCCCCAGGAGAGGAUGGCCAGAGAGGUGAAGAUGGACAGAUUGGACAGAGGGGUGUGGCUGGAGAAAGUGGUCCUAGAGGUUUGCUUGGCCCCAGAGGGUCUCCAGGUCCUGGAGGACAGCGUGGUCUUCCUGGACUUGAUGGCCAGGCUGGUCCCAAAGGAAACAUGGGUCCACAAGGAGAGCCAGGGCCUCCUGGACAACAGGGUCUCCCCGGGCCACAUGGUCUCAUUGGUCCUCAAGGUCCGAUUGGUCCACCUGGUGAAAAAGGACCUCAAGGUAAACAAGGUUUGGCUGGUCUGGCUGGUGCUGAUGGUCCCCCUGGUCAUCCAGGCAAGGAAGGUCCUGCAGGCGAGAAAGGAGAAGUUGGUCAUGCUGGUCCUAUUGGAUCCAUCGGUUACCCUGGGCCUCGUGGUGUGAAGGGCGCUGAGGGCAUCAGAGGUCUAAAAGGUGGCAAGGGAGAAAAGGGAGAAGAUGGAUUCCCUGGUUUCAAAGGUGACAUGGGUCUCAAGGGUGACAAGGGUGAGGUCGGUGUGUUAGGACCCAGAGGAGAGGACGGACCCGAGGGCCCCAAGGGCAAGGCGGGCCCCAGCGGUGAAACUGGUCCCAUGGGAUCAGCCGGAGAGAAGGGAAAACUUGGUGUCCCUGGACUGCCUGGAUACCCUGGAAGACAAGGACCCAAGGGGUCCAAUGGUUUCACCGGAUUCCCAGGAUCAAAUGGAGAGAAGGGGGCGAGGGGAAUCGCUGGCAAAGCUGGCCCUAGGGGACAGCGUGGCCCAACGGGUCCGCGUGGUGGCCGUGGUGCCAGAGGACCAACAGGAAAACCAGGUGCAAAGGGUACUGCAGGCAAUGACGGACCCCCCGGUGGGCCAGGAGAGAGGGGGCCUCAAGGGCCACAGGGACCAGUCGGCUUCCCUGGACCCAAAGGACCCAACGGACCACCAGGAAAGGAUGGGCUGCCCGGUCAUCCAGGACAGAGAGGAGAGACAGGAUUCCAAGGCAAGACUGGACCCCCAGGACCUGGAGGUGUGGUUGGACCACAGGGCCCGACUGGAGAGACAGGACCCAGUGGAGAGAGGGGACACCCAGGCUCUCCUGGCCCACCUGGUGAGCAAGGUCUCCCUGGAGCUGCUGGAAAAGAAGGUGGAAAGGGCGAUCCAGGUCCCCAAGGUCCUGCUGGGAAGGUGGGCCCUGCUGGCCUAAGGGGCUUCCCAGGCACAAGAGGUCUUCCAGGGGCCAUGGGUCCAGCUGGCUUAAAGGGAGGAGAAGGCCCUCAGGGUCCGCCUGGCCCCAUCGGCUCCCCUGGAGAGAGAGGCGCUGCUGGCCCUGGUGGUCCCAUUGGUCUGACGGGACGCAACGGCCCCCAGGGACCCCCUGGCCCGGCUGGAGAAAAGGGAGCUCCUGGAGAGAAAGGUCCCAUGGGACCCGCUGGUCGUGACGGUAUUCAAGGUCCUGUUGGUCUUCCUGGUCCAGCUGGUCCUCAGGGCCCUCCUGGAGAGGACGGUGACAAGGGAGAAGUCGGUGGACCUGGCCAGAAGGGAAGCAAAGGAGACAAGGGUGAACUGGGGCCCCCAGGUCCUGGCGGCCUUCAAGGUGUGAUCGGAGCUCCUGGUCCAGCUGGCAGUGAUGGCGAGUCUGGGCCCAGAGGUCAGCAGGGUAUGUUUGGCCAGAAAGGAGACGAAGGAUCCAGAGGAUUCCCUGGUCUGCCAGGACCCAUUGGACUGCAAGGUUUGCCCGGCCCACCAGGUGAGAAGGGAGAGAAUGGAGACGUAGGACCAAUGGGUCCACCUGGUCCUCCUGGCCCCAGAGGUCCUCAGGGUCCGAGCGGCUCCGAUGGUGCACCAGGUCCUCCUGGUGGCAUUGGUUCAAUGGGAGGCAAUGGUGAAAAGGGAGAGACCGGUGAGUCUGGCAACCCAGGACCACCCGGAGAGCCCGGUACCGGAGGCCCCAGAGGAGAGACUGGUGAGAAGGGAGAAGCCGGCCCACCUGGAGCUGCCGGGCCCCCAGGCGGCCGCGGGCCCCCUGGAGACGAUGGCCCCAAGGGUAACCCUGGUCCCGUCGGCUUUCCUGGAGAUCCUGGUCCCCCUGGUGAGCCUGGUGCUGCUGGUGUUGACGGUUUACCAGGAGACAAAGGAGAUGAUGGAGAAGCUGGUCAACCUGGCCCUUCAGGUCCAUCUGGCGAGGCUGGAGUACCAGGACCCCCUGGCAAAAGGGGACCUGUCGGUCGAGCAGGUCAGGAGGGCAGACAAGGAGAAAAGGGAUCCAAGGGAGAACCUGGAGCCGAGGGACCAGUUGGCAAGACCGGACCCGUUGGACCUCAGGGACCUCCUGGAAAGGCUGGUCCAGAAGGUCUGCGUGGAAUCCCUGGCCCUGUUGGUGAGCAAGGACUUCCUGGUGCUGCGGGUCAAGAUGGCCCUCCUGGACCUCUAGGGCCCCCUGGACUUCCCGGUAUGAAAGGUGACUCUGGCUCCAAGGGAGAGAAGGGUCACCCAGGUCUAAUUGGUUUGAUUGGACCCCCUGGUGAGCCUGGAGAAAAGGGAGACAGAGGUUUGCCUGGACCUCAGGGUACAGGUGGUGGAAAGGGUGAUCCUGGUAUCGGUGGUGCUCAAGGUCCUCUCGGCCCUCCUGGUCCUCCUGGUAUUCCUGGCCCACAAGGUUCAAAGGGAUCCAAGGGAUCAGCUGGUUCAGCAGGUCAGAAGGGAGACACUGGAAUGAUUGGACCACCUGGGCCACCUGGUCCUCCUGGUGACAUCAUCCAGUCACUGCCCCUCCAGCAGUCUGCCAGGAAGACCAGACGGCAGGCCGAGAUGCAGCAGGACGAGGCCAUGGCCGACUACGGAAUGGACGCCAUGGGUAUGGAGGGAAUGGAAGACGUCUUUGGAUCCCUCAACAACCUCAAACAGGACAUUGAGCGCAUGAAGUUCCCCAUGGGCACUCAGGAUAACCCUGCCAGGACGUGCAACGAUCUGCACCUCAGCCAACCUGACUUCCCAGAUGGUGAAUACUGGAUUGAUCCAAACCAGGGAUGCAUAGGAGAUUCUAUCAAGGUGUUCUGUAACUUCACCGCUGGAGGAGAAACCUGUAUCUACCCAGAUAAGAAAUCUGCCGGAGUCAGAAUAUCCAACUGGCCCAAGGAGGCUCCAGGUUCAUGGUUCAGUGAAUUUAAACGUGGCAAAAUUUUGAACUACGUUGACAUGUCAGACAACACCAUCAACACGGUGCAGAUGACCUUCCUGAAGCUGCUGAGCUCCUCGGCGCGGCAGAACUUCACCUACAUCUGCCAUCAGUCUGUGGCCUGGUACGACGCCAAGGCCGACAGCUAUGACAAGGCGCUGCGCUUCCUGGGCUCCAACGAUGAGGAGAUGUCCUAUGACAACAAUCCCUUCAUCAAGGCCCUGUCAGACGGCUGCUCGCUGAAGCAGGGCUACGCUAAGACGGUGAUGGAGAUCAACACUCCCCGCAUCGACCAGGUGCCCAUCAUUGACGUCAUGCUGAAUGACUUUGGGGACCCCAACCAGAGGUUUGGCUUCGAGGUCGGCCCCGUCUGUUUCCUCGGCUAGACACGCCCCCCACCCCACUCCCCGCUGAAGGACAGGGUCAGAGGGCACAUAAUAACACCCACAUGCUGAGAUCUGACAACCUUCACCUUCUCUCCUCACGAACCAAACCUGUGUUUUUUUUGUGACCAAGAAGAUCCGCUCAAGCCCGGAGAAGAGGAUUGCCCCCCGACCCCGUCAUGGAAGCAUUGACCAGGGGAAUCUACUCCUCGCCCUUGUAGGGCCAGAAUCACAUGACUUAAACGUAGUAACGGGAGUGACAUCAGGAAAAGGACAUUUGAUGCCGUGGCGGACAGUGGCGCACUUUUAGCAACAGAGAGAGGAUCCACUCACCCCAAGCCCCACCCUCCCUUGCCCCUCCCCCUCCCACCAAGCCUCCCUCUCUGGGUGCUGCAGGUGCUGCUCUGAAUACAACCACAGAGGUGCUUUUGUGCAGAAUCACAAAACACCCAAGGUGCUACAAAAAGUGCAUUUUUGAUAAACUGUAAUUAUUAUUAUUAUUUUGUACAAUACUGUUCCUUUCCGAAUCCACUUUCAAAACUUGCAUGUGUCCCAGCUCUUAAGGUUUGAAUAAAUGUUUUGUAAACUAUAUAGAAAUGAAUUUGCAAUAAAUAUAUUUGUCUGUUUCAAAUGUCUAAUUUGGUUGAAAAAAAAAAAUAGUAUGUCAUUUGAAAACAUUCAUGAUACAUCAACCUGACAAAAGUUCCACAAUUUGUAAUUAUGAAAAGUUAUUUUUGUAAAUAAUAUACAUUCCAAUAAUUGACACCAACAACAACCAAAACUGGAACACAACACCUAACUCAAAUUACAUUUUCCCAUAAAUGACUCGUCUUUGUUCCAUACUACUUGGCAUGUCCAGUAGGAAACUAAGCCAUAGUAAAACUGAGAUAGUAAUAUAAAUGUUUCUGAACUGCUGAGAUGCAGUAUUAACUCACUAAAUAAGGGCUUAUUUUUCCAGACAGACUUCAUUCUUCCAGAUGGUAUACCUCAAUCGCUCUAAAAAUGCUAUAGAUAUUUGGAUAUUUGGAUGUUCAGCCAUGUAUAUAUCUUGAUUAAACAAUUAAGUUUAUAUAUGUGGGUGGAGAAUCUUUCUUUUUUUGUUACAAAGGAAGAAAACCUUUGUGUAGUUCAAUUUGUCCAGUUUUUUGUUUUUCUUUUAAUAUAAAUGCACAAGACAGCCCUGUUGAUUUUUUUUUUUUUUGUAAUAAUGAGGAAAUGUUUUCAUGUGCUUUUGAUGGUUCAUUCAAAAAAAAAAAAUUAAAACUGGAUUCUGAACAAUGUUGGGUGGAAUGUCUAUUGCUGGCUACUUGCGUGCAGAAAUGAUUACUCAUACAGUGCUCUUGUUGUGAUUCUGUGCUGCCUUGUUACUUUCCCUCACCAUAUUAAUUUAAGAUUAGGAGGAUUAGCGAUACCAAAUGUUUGGGUUCCUGUGAUUGAUUCUACUGAGUCAUCCUAAGCCCAGGCAGUCUGAUCUCUCCCAGUGUCUUUCUGUGACUCAGAUUUGACUUUGAUCAAGAUCUGUGUGCAUCUCCACCUCCUUAGCUUACAGCUCUAAUAGCAAAGACUUCAGAGCCGCUUUCAAACCUGUGUAAUUACAGUAUGUUUACAACCUAUGUAAAAACCUAAAUAAA
This is a messenger RNA of Myripristis murdjan (pinecone soldierfish), 7268 nucleotides long. RefSeq names its product collagen alpha-1(XI) chain-like. Bases 175 to 5640 code for a protein of 1821 amino acids. Gene Ontology annotation, molecular function: extracellular matrix structural constituent. The transcript is spliced from 67 exons. The record is from RefSeq and is a predicted model, not a curated record. NCBI's taxonomy places the organism in Eukaryota, Metazoa, Chordata, Actinopteri, Holocentriformes, Holocentridae.